UCCCAGAGGAAAGAAAUGUCCAACAGCAGCUCCAUCACCCAGUUCCUCCUCCUGGUCUUUAUGGACACACAGGAGCUGCAGCUCUUGCACUUCUGGCUCUUCCUGGCCAUCUACCUGGCUGCCCUCCUGGGCAACACCCUCAUCAUCACCGCCAUAGCCUGUAACCACCACCUCCGCACGCCCAUGUACUUCUUCCUCCUCAACCUCUCCUUCAUUGACCUGGCCUCCAUCUCCACCACUGUUCCCAAAUCCAUGGCCAAUUCCCUCUGGCACACCAAGGCCAUCUCCUAUGCAGGUUGUGCUGCCCAGGUGUUUCUGUUUGCCUUAUUGGUUGCAGCAGAGUAUUCUUUUCUCACUGUCAUGGCCUAUGACCGCUACAUUGCCAUCUGCAAACCCCUGCACUACGGGACCCUCCUGAGCAGCAGAGCUUGUGUCCACAUGGCAGCAGCUGCCUGGGGCAGUGGCUUUCUCAACUCUCUCCUGCACACGGCCAAUACAUUCUCCGUACCCCUCUGCAAGGGCAAUGUUGUGGACCAGUUCUUCUGUGAAAUUCCCCAGAUCCUCAAGCUCUCCUGCUCAGAUGCCUACCUCAGGGAGGUUGGGCUUCUUGUGGUCAGUCUCUUGGUAGCCCUUGGGUGUUUUAUUUUCAUCAUGCUUUCCUAUGUGCAGAUCUUCAGAGCUGUGCUGAGGAUCCCCUCUCAGCAGGGACGGCACAAAGCCUUCUCCACGUGCCUCCCUCACCUGGUCGUAGUCUCCAUGUUUUUGAUCACUGCCAUGUUUACAUACCUGAAGCCUCCCUCCAUCUCCUCCCCAUCCCUGGAUCUGGUGGUGGCAGUGCUGUACUCAGUGGUGCCUCCAGCAUUGAAUCCCCUCAUCUACAGCAUGAGGAAUCAAGAGCUUAAGGAUGCAGUGUGGAAACAGAUAACCGGAUGUUUUUCUGAAUUAAUAAAAUACGGCAUAGUGGUUAUAAUAUAA
Molecule: messenger RNA, 975 nt
Organism: Egretta garzetta (little egret)
Lineage: Eukaryota; Metazoa; Chordata; Aves; Pelecaniformes; Ardeidae
Product: olfactory receptor 14A16-like
Exons: 1
Coding region: 16-975 (319 amino acids)
Biological process (GO): G protein-coupled receptor signaling pathway
Cellular component (GO): membrane
Molecular function (GO): G protein-coupled receptor activity; olfactory receptor activity
Source: RefSeq, a predicted model, not a curated record